UAUUCGCGGUCGCCAGUUGUUUUUUACGUUUUUCUCUUCGGUUUGUUGCUUUGUCCCGAGAAUCACUUUCGAUUAGGAAACAAUGGUGCUCCUUGCGGUUCCCAACGGGAAAACUCUAUCGAUCGAUGUGAAUCCUAAUUCGACCACCAUCUCCGCCUUCGAGCAAUUGGUUCACCAACGCACCGACCUCCCUCAACAUUUCGUUCGUUACUCGCUCCGUAUGCGAAACCCUAGCCGUAUGUUCGGAGAUUCAAAGAUUUCCGAUUCUGUCCUACUAUCCGAUCUCGGUGUUUGUCGUUUCACUACUGUCAUUAUCCAUGUCCCUCUAUUGGGUGGGAUGCAAGGAGCGGCUCCGCCGAAGCCUCGUCUCGAUUUCCUCAAUUCGAGGCCUCCGUCAAAUUAUGUCGCGGGUUUGGGUCGUGGUGCUACAGGAUUUACUACCCGGUCCGAUAUUGGUCCCGCUCGUGCUGCUCCGGAUCUGCCUGAUCGGUCCGCCGCGGCUACAGCGGCUGCUCCCGGAGUCGGUCGAGGGGCAGGGAAGCCAAGUGAGGCGGAUGACGAUGAAGAAGCUGAGGAAAAAGGGUACGAUGAGAAUCAGACGUUUGAUGAGUUUGAAGGGAAUGAUGCGGGUUUGUUUGCUAAUGCCGAGUAUGAUGAUGAUGACAAAGAGGCUGACGCGAUCUGGGAGGCUAUUGAUCAGAGGAUGGAUUCGAGGAGGAAAGAUAAGAGAGAAGCGAAACUCAAGGAAGAAAUCGAGAAAUACCGAGCCUCAAACCCUAAAAUUACUGAGCAGUUUGCGGAUUUGAAGAGGAAACUGCACACUUUGUCUGCGGAUGAAUGGGAUAGUAUUCCCGAGAUUGGGGAUCACUCGCUGCGUAACAAGAAGAAGAGGUUUGAGAGCUUUGUGCCUAUUCCUGAUACGCUCUUGGAGAAGGCUAAGAAGGAAAAAGAGCUUGUCAUGGCCUUAGACCCAAAGAGCCGAGCGGCUGGUGGGUCGGAGACGCCAUGGUCGCAGACAGACUUGACUGCCGUCGGUGAGGGAAGAGGUACGGUGUUGUCUCUGAAGCUUGAUAGGUUAUCGGAUUCAGUAUCGGGGCAAACUGUUGUGGAUCCUAAAGGCUACUUAACUGACCUGAAGAGUAUGAAGAGAACCACUGACGAAGAGAUUUACGAUCGCAACAGAGCUAGAUUGCUGUACAAGAGUUUGACCCAGUCGAAUCCAAAGAAUCCUAAUGGCUGGAUUGCUGCCGCUAGAGUGGAGGAAAUGGAUGGGAAGAUAAAAGCAGCUAGGCUUCAGAUUCAGAGGGGCUGCGAGGAGUGCCCGAAAAACGAGGAUGUUUGGCUUGAAGCUUGUAGGUUGGCCAAUCCAGAAGAUGCCAAGGCGGUGAUUGCAAAGGGAGUUAAGCUAAUACCCAAUUCGGUGAAGCUAUGGUUGGAGGCUGCAAAGCUGGAGCAUGAUGAAGGGAACAAGAGUAGGGUGCUGAGAAAGGGACUGGAGCAUAUUCCAGACUCGGUAAGGCUAUGGAAGGCUGUUGUUGAGUUGGCUAAUGAGGAAGAUGCAAGGAUCUUGCUCCACAGGGCUGUGGAAUGCUGCCCUUUGCAUCUGGAGCUAUGGGUGGCGCUUGCGAGGCUUGAAACAUACGAUGUUUCAAAGAAGGUGUUGAAUAGAGCAAGACUGAAGCUCCCCAAGGAGCCUGCGAUUUGGAUCACCGCUGCUAAGCUAGAGGAAGCUAAUGGGAACGCGGGUAUGGUGGGAAAGAUUAUUGAUAGGGGUAUAAAGGCUCUGCAGGCAGAAGGGGUUGUUAUUGACCGAGAAAAUUGGAUGAGUGAGGCCGAGGCCUCGGAAAGAGCCGGGUCUGUCGCAACAUGCCAGGCAAUUAUUAAGAGCACCAUCGGUAUUGGAGUCGAGGAGGAGGAUAGAAAGAGGACCUGGGUUGCUGAUGCAGAUGAGUGCAAGAAGAGGGGUUCCAUUGAGACCGCAAGGGCAAUAUACGCUCAUGCUCUUACUGUAUUCUUGACCAAGAAGAGUAUCUGGCUUAACGCGGCGCAGCUUGAGAAGAGCCACGGGAGUAGGGAGUCCCUUGAUGCCUUGUUGCGUAAGGCUGUGACAUACGUCCCUCAGGCUGAGGUUCUCUGGCUCAUGGGUGCCAAAGAGAAGUGGCUUGCUGGAGAUGUUCCAGCAGCCCGUGCUAUUCUUCAAGAGGCCUAUGCUGCAAUUCCCGACUCUGAGGAAAUCUGGCUUGCUGCUUUCAAGCUCGAAUUUGAGAACAAGGAGCCGGAGAGGGCGAGAAUGCUUCUCGCAAAAGCAAGGGAAAGAGGAGGGACUGAGAGGGUCUGGAUGAAAUCGGCCAUUGUUGAGAGAGAACUUGGCAACGUAGAGGAGGAGAGGAGAUUGCUUGAUGAAGGUUUGAAGAAAUUUCCAAGAUUCUUCAAGCUUUGGUUGAUGCUUGGGCAGCUCGAGGAACGGUUCAAGCAUCUGGAACAGGCCAGGAAAGCUUAUGGCUCUGGUUUGGAUCACUGUCCUCACUGCAUACCGUUGUGGCUCGCACGCGCCAAUCUUGAAGAGAAAGUGAAUGGGGUGAGCAAAGCUCGGGGUAUCCUCACCAUAGCCCGUAAGAGGAAUCCUCAGGAGGCUGAGCUAUGGUUAGCUGCUAUUCGUAUUGAACUGAGGCACGACAACAAGAGAGAGGCGGAGCACUUGAUGGCAAAAGCUCUGCAAGAGUGUCCCACCAGUGGCAUCCUCUGGGCUGCUGACAUUGAGAUGACGCCACGUCCUCGCCGGAAAACAAAGAGUCUGGAUGCUCUGAGAAAGUGUGAUCAUAACCCGCAUGUCACUGCAGCUGUCGCCAAGCUCUUCUGGCAAGACAAGAAGGUGGAGAAAGCCAGAGUGUGGUUUCAACGAGCUGUGACCCUCGCCCCAGAUGUUGGUGAUUUCUGGGCGUUGUACUACAAAUUUGAACUUCAACAUGGCUCUGAAGAGCUCCAGAAGGAGGUCCUUGCCAAAUGUGUAGCUAGUGAGCCGAAGCAUGGUGAGAAGUGGCAAGCCAUCUCCAAAGCGGUGGAGAAUGCACAUCAGCCUGUCGAGAGCAUCUUGAAGAAAGUCGUGAUUGCAUUGAGCAAGGAAGAGAAGGCUGCUUGAGUUCAACUUUUUAGCUGUUCAUGUUUUUCUUCAGUAGCGAGAACUGAUAUUGAUUUGCUGGAGUGUUUUCACCAGAUACUUGUAGAAUUCUCAGUUUACUGAAUGCUUCAGUCUUCUUUAUUGGCGUGUGGUACAAGUCAUAAAAUCCACUCCAAAGCUUCUUUAGACAGUGUAAGCAACUAACCCCUGACAAAGUUUCUAGAGUUUUUUUUUCCACGCUAUUAAGUAUUAACACUGAUUGUGAUAGUAAAUCCCAUGAAAUCAUAUGCGAAACCUCUUUACAUGUUUAAAUCAACCAACUAGUUUCUUGCUAACCUCCCGCAAUUUCUUUGCCUUCUCUACAACACUUUCUUCCUUUGGAGAGGUGAUUCUCAAACAAAGACGAGCGCUUAUACCAGCUUCAGUAGACCCAUGACUUUGAGCGGCUUAGGCCGUUCUCUCAACCUGUGGUAGCUAACAGUAUAGGUAAGUCUUGAGUAACUAACUAGUUUCGCUAGCGACUUGUUUUGGUUUUAGUGUUUUCUCGUGGUCCUCUUUGGGUACAUAACAUUUGCUGAUUGAAAAGGCAGGAAGAAAAACCGAAUCAUCGGGGUAUUAAGUUCUUUGAACAGUCCAGUUAUGUUAAAUGCAACCAGGGUUAGGUAGAACCUAAUGUGACCCCUGAUUACUUGCCAUGGCAUCUCUGAAACCGCAGAUGAACUUUACUUGUCUUUAUUGAAGUCUCAGUCAUAUAUAUAUAUAUCAACAAGCUGCUCGUCCCAUUGCACGAGAUCACCUUUGUAUCGGUUUUUCCUACAAAGUCUUGGGACAUGUCGCAGUCAAUAGUUAUGAUAGAGUUAAAGGUGUUUAAACGUUUUCGUGUAUUUGGCUUUGAAGAAGUUCCUUGAAGAGAUUGUUAUCUGCCCAAAACCAGGAUCAAAUCUAUCAGAACGCAGCUGACUUUUUUGGCGGUUAAGUAUCUAUAUAGAGCCAUAGGGGGACCGGACUCAACUAAAAACUUAGGGACAAGUCCAAGGAAAUCUGCUUGGCCACUUGGUACGAAAAAUUGGACCACAUUUAGGCUGUGUUGAGCCCAUAACAACGUGACUAACCAAACCUACGUCUCUUUCUAUAAAAUGAACUGAUGUGUACAUACAUCCCUAGAAAAUUCCCUAUUUUAUAUUCUUAAAAUUUCCAUAACGUCUUUAGCGUCAAUCAUUCAAUGAUGAUAAAAGGUUGUAUCGGGUUAUUGACACGUUUUCAUAAAUUUAAACCCCGAUGAAUCGAUGAUACAAUAAUAGUUGUGGGUUCAUAUGGUUUUUCCAUUCACUGAUCCAGUUGUCUUAUGAGCAUUUAUGCUCACCAUUGAUAGAUUUAAAGAAUCGGAUUCUAGAUACAGAGAUAAUGUUUCUGAUAGCCUUUUUGUAGCUUAAAAUUCGGUUCUAGCUGAUGUCUGGCCCAAACUGCCAUAUAAACAUUGAUGAACUUGAUAGAUUGGUCCUGUCUGACUUCGAUAUAGUUGUUAAUAUAAAAGCCGGUCCGGUUUUUAAAUUGUGAGCCAUGACAAGUUUAUUAACCCGCGUCUUUAGUAAACGGAUCCAAAAGUCUUCGAAGAUGAGGUCUUCGCCUCUAUUGAUGUCAAAGAAGAAUAUAAUAAUGCAUUAUAUCAAAUAGGACUCUUCAACUAUAAAUCCAGUAACUAAAGGCUGGUUAUAAGAUUAUAUUUUGAUCUUCAAGAAAACAUAUGCCGACUACAUGUCCAGAAUUAAGAUGGACCCCAAAAAUGCUACCAAAAGCAGAACCAAC
Molecule: messenger RNA, 4924 nt
Organism: Thlaspi arvense
Lineage: Eukaryota; Viridiplantae; Streptophyta; Magnoliopsida; Brassicales; Brassicaceae
Source: the annotation of a GenBank genome assembly